UGCUCACGCAGCGGCCUCGCUUACACAGUAUGGCCGGCGACAUUAGCUAGCGCUCGCUCAACUCUCUCUAACGGGGAAGCAGCGGACUACAAGAGACUGAACUGUAUCUGCCUCUAUUUCCAACAGACUCACGUUCAACUUUCGCUCACAACACAAGAAGCCGGGAAAAUUUUAUUAGUCCUUUUUUUAAAAAAGUUAAUAUAAAAUUAUAACAAACAAAAAAAAAGGAACCUGAACUUUAGUAACACAGCUGGAACAAUCCGCAGCAGCGGCGGGAGAAGAGAUUUAAUUUAGUUGAUUUUCUGUGGUUGUUGGUUGUUCGCUAGUCUCACGGUGAUGGAAGCUGCACAUUUUUGCGAAGGAACCGAGAAGCUGCUGGAGGUUUGGUUCUCCCGGCAGCAGCCCGACGCAAAUCAAGGAUCUGGGGAUCUUCGCACUAUCCCAAGAUCUGAGUGGGACAUACUUUUGAAGGAUGUGCAAUGUUCAAUCAUAAGUGUGACAAAAACUGACAAGCAGGAAGCUUAUGUACUCAGUGAGAGUAGCAUGUUUGUCUCCAAGAGACGUUUCAUUUUGAAGACAUGUGGUACCACCCUCUUGCUGAAAGCACUGGUUCCCCUGUUGAAACUUGCUAGGGAUUACAGUGGGUUUGACUCAAUUCAAAGCUUCUUUUAUUCUCGUAAGAAUUUCAUGAAGCCUUCUCACCAAGGGUACCCACACCGGAAUUUCCAGGAAGAGAUAGAGUUUCUUAAUGCAAUUUUCCCAAAUGGAGCAGCAUAUUGUAUGGGACGUAUGAAUUCUGACUGUUGGUACUUGUAUACUCUGGAUUUCCCAGAGAGUCGGGUAAUCAGUCAGCCAGAUCAAACCCUGGAGAUUCUGAUGAGUGAGCUUGACCCAGCAGUUAUGGACCAGUUCUACAUGAAAGAUGGUGUUACUGCAAAGGAUGUCACUCGUGAGAGUGGAAUUCGUGACCUGAUACCAGGUUCUGUCAUUGAUGCCACCCUAUUCAAUCCUUGUGGGUAUUCAAUGAAUGGAAUGAAAUCGGAUGGAACAUAUUGGACUAUUCACAUCACUCCAGAACCAGAAUUUUCUUAUGUUAGCUUUGAAACAAACUUAAGUCAGACCUCCUAUGAUGACCUGAUCAGGAAAGUUGUGGAAGUCUUCAAGCCAGGAAAAUUCGUGACCACCUUGUUUGUUAAUCAGAGUUCUAAAUGUCGCACAGUGCUUUCUUCACCCCAGAAGAUUGAAGGUUUUAAGCGUCUUGAUUGCCAGAGUGCUAUGUUCAAUGAUUACAAUUUUGUUUUUACCAGUUUUGCUAAGAAACAGCAACAACAGCAGAGUUGAUUAAGAAGAAUGAAGAAAAAACGCAAAAAGAGAACACAAGUGGGUGGUGGUGGCUGCUUUCUAGAUGUUGAUACCGGGGGCCCUGUUUUCCAUAGCCACCACCUUGUAGUUGCAGAAAGCCCUAGAUGUAAUGAUAGUGUAAUCAUUUUGAAUUGUAUGCAUUAUUAUAUCAAGGAGUUAGAUAUCUUGCAUGAAUGCUCUCUUCUGUGUUUAGGUAUACUAUGCCACUCUUGCUGUGAAAUUGAAGUGCAUGUAGAAAAAACCUUUUACUGUAUGAAACUUUACAACACUUGUGAAAACAAUUCAAUUUGGUUUAUGCACAGUGUAAUAUUUCUCCAGGUAUCGUCCAAAAUUCCCCACAGACAAGGCUUUCGUCCUCAUUAGGUGUUGGCCUCAGCCUAACCAUCUGGGACUGUUCUAUUGCUGCCAGAAUUUCACAUACAGUUACCUCCACUUUUUAGAACAUAUUCUCUACUAAUGUUAUUGAAACCAAUUUAUACUUCAUAUAGAUGAUUUUUUGCAACAGCAAUUAAAGUUUUUCUUCCAUGAGUCGAGUCCUCUUAAGAAAAUGAUUCCAGUUACUCAGUCUGUGUAUUAUGACUCUAACGUUAUUGUCCCUAUGUUUGUAGUCCCUCAGUUGACUUCUUCCCUCAUCAUGGUGUCUUUCCCCCAGCCCCCCCAACCAAAGCAAUACACUGUUACACUAUGGGUUUAUAUAUUAAUCUUAUACCCCAGAUAAGGGAAAUGAGGGAUGGUUCCUGGACUUAAUUUCCUUUUAAGAGCAUAGAAAUUUGGCCUCAUUUUUAUUGACAUGGGUUCUUUUGUUGCAAGGUAGUGAUAAACAUCUCUGGUGUUGAUUAGCAGGAAACACUCUAGAGAAUUUUAGAUUAAGAUUAGAGUGUAAUGGCUCAGCUGUGGAAACCUAAUGCUAUUCUGUGCUUCUCAGUAAAUGAGAUUAACUUCUAAUGAGUACCAUGCCUUUACUAAUUUGCUAAGUAGUAGUAUAAAAGGAUUUUUAUCACUAAGUUGAUUAGCAGGGAGAUUUAGCAUAAAGGUUGUAUUGGCUUUGAUAAGUCAAAUCAGAUUGUAUUGUUCCCUUUAACAGCCGUUUCCACUAAUUUCCAUUAAUAGCAUACUUUAAACUUUGGUUCAAAGCAGAAUCAAUGUUAAUCAUCUUGUGACUUAAAAGUUCUGUGACUUUGUGAUGCAUGUGAGUGUUCCAGCUUCAUCUUUUUGUCUGGUGUUCUUUCACCAUGACAUUCAAAAGAUUAAAUGAAUAACUGCCCAGAAUCAGAGUUGUCCAGGUUAUUCAAAUAUAAACCAUGAAGUGGAUAUAUAAGUAAAUAUGCCAUGCAAAAAUCAAAACUGUUCUAUGAAAAAUAAGAGUAUAGGCUUUGAAGAGUUGGGCAUCUUUUAUGCAAAUACUGUGGGACUUAAGGCAACUGAGAACAGCAAAGUUGAAUAAAUUCUGUACUCAUAAUUUUUUUUGAUAAUUUCUGGAUUGAUGCAGUGGUGUUUUUGUUCCUUCUAUAUUUGUAAAUGAAACACCUUUUUAGUGUUUCUAAACAAAAUCUACUUGGUUUGAAAUCAAGUGGUUGGAACACUAUUUAGACUUUUAUUUUAAGCAUUUUGAAAGUUUCAUUGAGGGAAGCUUUCAAUCAGUGCAUUCAGUUUGAUUCUGUAAUGAGCAGAGCUCCUAAUAUAUUGAGGUGUUCUGUUUUGAGGACGAGUGCUCAAAGUGGAUUUUGUUCGUGAACAGUAUCCCAGUAGAUUUGAUGACAGUUGUUGACUUGAGGGCUGAUUUUUUUUCUUUGUAAUAGAUAUCAGAAUUCUAAUACUGAAAACCUGCAGAUUUGUGUGAAACGAAGCCUAAAGAAGUGAAAACUACAGAUUGAAUAGUAAUCCUAAAUUAAUCCUAGUAUGAUAGCGGAGGAAAAGUUUCAGUGCCAUAAUUUCUCCCUUCAUUGGUGUUGGACUUAAAUCAGUUGAAAUGUAUUUCUGUACCACAAUUUAAGCUUCAAUAAAAGUUUGCUUAAUUAAU
This is a messenger RNA of Tupaia belangeri chinensis (Chinese tree shrew), 3382 nucleotides long. RefSeq names its product adenosylmethionine decarboxylase 1 (gene AMD1). Lineage: Eukaryota; Metazoa; Chordata; Mammalia; Scandentia; Tupaiidae. Gene Ontology annotation, cellular component: cytosol. The coding region runs from base 337 to 1341 and encodes 334 amino acids. Gene Ontology annotation, biological process: spermine biosynthetic process; spermidine biosynthetic process. The record is from RefSeq and is a predicted model, not a curated record. Gene Ontology annotation, molecular function: putrescine binding; adenosylmethionine decarboxylase activity. The transcript has 9 exons.